AUGGAGUCUCAGUGGCAAAAUGAACAUUUAGAAGCUAACUUGAAGGAAUAUUUUUGGCUGACAUUUAUUCUCAAAACAGAGUUUGAAACGGCUGAGACACUUCUCAACUCAGAGGUUCACAUGCUUCUUGAGCACCGGAAGCAGCAGAAUGAGAGCGCGGAGGAUGAACAGGAACUUUCCGAGGUCUUCAUGAAAACUUUAAACUACACGGCCCGUUUCAGUCGCUUCAAAAACAGAGAGACUAUUGCCAGUGUCCGUAGCUUGUUGCUCCAGAAGAAGCUUCAUAAAUUUGAGUUGGCCUGUUUGGCCAACCUUUGCCCAGAGACUGCAGAGGAGUCCAAGGCUCUGAUCCCAAGCCUGGAGGGGCGUUUUGAAGAUGAGGAGCUCCAGCAGAUCCUUGAUGAUAUCCAGACCAAGCGCAGCUUUCAGUACUAACCUGCAGGCACCCCUGCUGCCGAGGGCGCCACGCCCCGUUCCCCUGCAGGAGCCACCUGGGCUUCCUUUGGGUGGAACAGCCCUGCUCGCUCCUGCCUUGGGUUGCUGUUUCAAACUUGACUGUUGGACUGUGACCAUGUCAUCUUUGAGAGGCCCUGUGGUGGCUGCCUGUUGGGAAUGGGGGAGGUGCGGUGCAUAGACGCUACGCUGCUGACUACCUCAUCCCUUUGUUGUUUUUGAUUCCUAAUACUUCAUGUUUCCAUUUCAGUAUGUUUAUGGUUUUUGAAACAAUACUAGAACAUACAAAGCUGGUAUAAGAAACAAAAGUCUUAUCUAGUGCAAAAAGAAUUAAAUCGACCAGUAUCAUUGUUUGAAAUUCUUAAAGAAAGAAUGACCAUUUGAGAGCCUUGGCGUCAUUGUGCUUAACCCAGAAACAGGGCAGAAGCACGCUGUGGAGGGCAACCCCGUUCCAGAGAGGGUAAGUAGGCCAAGUAUUGUGAGGCCAUAACCUUGGAAAGGACGGGCAUGGUGGGCUUUUUCUUUUUCUUAUGUGUUGCCGAAUGUAGAUUGGGAGUGAGUGGUCCUCGAGAACUGUCCUCUCACUCUCAAAUAAAGGUAUUUCCUUCAUGGGCCAGACCUGAAGCUCUGAGCGCUUUGAAGACUCUUAUGGGUCGUCCCUUGCUAAGUAGCAGUUCUCUGCCUUGCUGCUGAGCUACAGGUGCCCUGUGGUCGGGCACCACAGGGAGGAAGGGAGCUUGCCCCUUCCUUGAGCCACUACUGUGAACUCACUUGAUCUAAGGCUUGUUGGGGGAAACGUUAAUGGUUUAACUUUCUACUUUGAUUUUUCUGAAGGGAAACUUUUCUGUUUUCUUUACAAUUUGAGGUUUUUUCCUUUGGAACAUUUGUUGGUUCCAAAUAAAUUGGUGAUCCAAGGAACAGGUCGGAGGAAUAAUAAAGUUGGCUUUAAAAGUCAACAUAGUUUUAUAUCAGCUGCUGGCUAAUACAAAAAUAAAAUACUGUUAUUUUCAUCAAUUUUUUAAACUUCUGAAAUGAAAUUUUGAUUAUUAUUUGAAGGAAAUAAUCUUUUCAUCCUUGGACACCUUCACAUCUUUGAGAUUUAUCUGUGUUCUCAGUUGUGAAAUGUGGAUAAUAAUGGCAUGUAUAUUCCAUAGAUACUUUAAGAUUGAGAAAAUUAUUUAAAAGAGCCUAUUGGUGUCUGACAUUAUGCCCCAUAAGUGUUAGCUGUUAUUAGUAGCUCAGUCAGAUGCCAUGAUAAAUCAGUUUGUUUCAUAGAAAAUCUUUCAAGAGUUUGGUGGCAUACCAAUCAGUACUGGUAGCAGGCUGUGAGGACCCAGUUGCUUACUCUUUAAGUCUGCACAAUUACUUCUGAAGAGAGGCAGUUACGUGUGCAGGUUGGCACCAGGCGGUGGAACAGCAAGAACAAACGUGGACGACAGGCCUGAGUUACAGUUUAGGUGCCUGUGCCAUGUGGGCCACCGUCCUCCCUGGUGAUUCCUCCUGUGGACCAGGAGUCUGAGCUGAGAGCAUUUGAGUACGUGAAGUGCCUGACAUGUAGCUAAGCACUCAUACAUGACAGGAAGAUGGUUAGAAGCAGAUUUCAAAACAACUCAUACCAGGGAAUUACUGUGGAAGCAAUUUUGUGCUGUAUUACAGAUUCAAAGCCUGGACAUUCAGUUUCUGGACAUUGUUCUUUACGGUUCUGGACAGCAUCAUACUGUUGAGAGUGGUCAUCAGGAGACCCUGCAAAGUCCUUGAUCAUCUGUGAAAAAUUGUUAGGCUCCCAGAAUGUGCAAAAGCAGAAUUUGGGGACGCAUUGAAACAAAAAGAUGUCAUGUUGUCAAACCAUCACUUAGCAAAAGACUAAAGUAACCAGUUGAAACUUUUCUGAAAACUAGUCAGUCUGGUUUUAAUAAAAUAUUAAACUUGAGGCUUGGAAAUCAGCAUUACUGCAUGGGGCCUGAGCACAAGCUGUUCUUUAAAAUUAGUGUUGUAAGCGUACUUACAAAAGCAUUAAAGCCUACAUUAAAGA
This is a messenger RNA of Manis javanica (Malayan pangolin), 2485 nucleotides long. NCBI's taxonomy places the organism in Eukaryota, Metazoa, Chordata, Mammalia, Pholidota, Manidae. The record is from RefSeq and is a predicted model, not a curated record.